Lampris incognitus (smalleye Pacific opah) is the source of this 1563-nucleotide messenger RNA. RefSeq names its product eukaryotic translation elongation factor 1 gamma (gene eef1g). Gene Ontology annotation, molecular function: translation elongation factor activity. Lineage: Eukaryota; Metazoa; Chordata; Actinopteri; Lampriformes; Lampridae. The transcript has 10 exons. The record is from RefSeq and is a predicted model, not a curated record. Gene Ontology annotation, biological process: translational elongation. Gene Ontology annotation, cellular component: cytoplasm; nucleus. The coding region runs from base 25 to 1341 and encodes 438 amino acids.
UCUUCCUUUCUCUCGGUCCUGAAGAUGGCGGCAGGGACUCUGUACACGUACCCAGAAAACUGGCGGGCCUUCAAGGCCCAGAUUGCAGCCCAGUACAGUGGUGCUCGCCUCAAAGUGGCCAGCAACCCUCCUGCCUUCACCUUCGGGCAGACAAACCGCACCCCUGCCUUUGUCAACAACUUCCCUCUGGGCAAGGUACCUGCCUACCAGGGAGAUGACGGCUUCUGUCUGUUUGAGAGUAACGCCAUUGCUCACUACUUGAGCAAUGAUGCCCUGCGUGGUACCACGCCCCAGGCUGCAGCCCAGGUGUUGCAGUGGGUGAGCUUUGCUGACGCAGAGAUCAUCCCUCCGGCCAGUGCAUGGGUCUUCCCAACCCUGGGAAUUAUGCAGUUUAACAAGCAGGCCACAGAGCAGGCCAAGGAGGAGGUGAAGAAGGUCCUUACAGUGCUUAACCAGCAUCUGAAUACCCGUACGUUUUUGGUGGGCGAGAGGGUCAGCCUGGCCGACAUCAGCGUGGCCUGCUCCAUGCUGUGGCUCUACAAACAGGUGCUUGAGCCAUCUUUCCGUCAGCCAUACCCCAACGUGACCCGCUGGUUCAUUACCUGCGUCAACCAGCCACAGUUCAAAGCCGUCCUCGGGGAGGUCAAGCUGUGUGACAAGAUGGCUCAGUUUGAUGCCAAGAGAUUUGCUGAGAUGCAGCCCAAGAAAGAGACCCCUCAGAAGAAAGAAAAAGGAGGGAAGGAGGCAGCCAAGCCCCAGGAGAAGAAAGAAAAGAAAAAGGAGGAGAAGAAGCCUGCCCCUGCUGCUGAGGAGAUGGACGAGUGUGAAGCUGCUCUGGCUGCUGAGCCCAAAGCCAAGGACCCCUUCGCCCAUUUGCCAAAGAGCUCGUUUGUUAUGGAUGAGUUCAAGAGGAAGUACUCCAACGAGGACACGCUGACUGUUGCCAUCCCCCACUUCUGGGAGCACCUUGACCGUGAGGGCUACUCCAUCUGGUACAGCCAGUACAAAUAUCCCCAGGAGCUCACCAUGACCUUCAUGAGCUGCAACCUUAUCACAGGCAUGUUCCAGCGACUGGACAAGCUCCGAAAGAACGCCUUCGCCAGUGUUAUCCUCUUUGGCACAAACAAUGACAGCAGCAUCUCGGGUAUCUGGGUCUUCAGAGGCCAGGACUUGGCUUUCUCUCUGUCUGAAGACUGGCAGAUCGACUAUGAGUCUUAUGACUGGCGUAAACUGGAUUCAGACAGCGACGAGUGCAAGACCAUGGUGAAGGAGUAUUUUGCAUGGGAGGGAGAGUUCAAGCAUGUGGGCAAGGCCUUCAACCAGGGCAAGAUCUUCAAGUGAGAGGACGGCGGGUCAGCUGCAACAACAGCACUUUGCGCUUCUGCUAUCCGUCUACACUAAAAAAAAAAAUAACAAAAAAACACCCGCGGACUUUCAGCCAUCUUGUACCUAUUAAAACUGAAAAACUUGAGACGACAUUUCAAGUUUGGGGGUGGAUUGUGUCACAAUAGCCCCAAAAUGGUUGUUUCUGAGUUGAAAAAUAAAGCAUUUCCCACAAUGCUA